AUGAGAUUAGACACUUGUAACUUUGGAUUUCUCUCCAAAUCCGACUGGCGUAUCUUAUAUGCCAUUGAAAGUGAAUCAAAAACGCAUGAAAUUGUGCCGAUUAAAUUGAUUUCUAAGCGGACAAAAUUGGAUCCCGUCUCUAUUGACCAAGCUUGUGCGCUUCUUAUGCGGUUUAAACUUUUAAGAAGAGAGGGCGAAGUUCAACAUGGUGGUGCGUCUCAAGAAAACUGCAACAUGACCGGGUCAACUAGUAGCUGCAUUGAUACCAAUAAAGAUCUGGCCUCUUCUCAACACAGAAGAAGGGGUCGAAAAGGGAUCCCUCUUGGAACCUUGGGAUACAUUUUGGGAUUUGGAGGCUUGGACUAUUUAGCUCUGCAUUUUUUCAAGCAAAAGAAUUCUCUUUCUUGCAUCUCAAACUCACGACUUGGUGUUGGAAAAGAGGCCGAUAUUCAUGUUGGCGAACGUCUAUCGCCCACUGACGGGGCCUUUCCAAAAGCAAUUGUUGUCAAGUUUCAUCGUCUGGGGCGAACGUCUUUUCGCUCAGUUCGAACCAAACGAGACUACCAUCUCGGAAAGGGGGCAAAUGCAUCUUCAUGGAUGCAUCUUUCCAUGCUUGCAGCUGCAAAAGAGUGGGCAUUCUUAAAGGCCCUUUAUCAGCUUGGCUUUUCAGUGCCCAUUCCCGUUGAUCACAACAGACAUGCAAUUGUAAUGGAAAGAAUCGAUGGACUUCCUUUAAACCAAGUUACGCAUCUAUUGGAUCCACAGAGACUUUAUCACGAGCUUGUUUCAAUGAUUGUGGCCAUUGCACGAUUGGGGCUGGUCCAUGGGGACUUUAACGAGUUUAAUGUUCUCGUCAGAAAUCGCGACGAAUCGCCUGUUCUUAUCGAUUUCCCCCAAAUGGUCUCAAUCAAGCAUCGGAACGCUGCAGAGGACAUAAGCUGCAUUAGGAAAUGGUUUAAAAGAAACUUUCCAACCGUUGAUCUGGACUUUACAUGCCAAGGUAAUGUGUCAAAAACAGUGGCACCCUCCUCCCUUUGUUCCCUUGAAUCUUCAGAUGAGCUGAAAGCAGAUGAUAUACGAGGAGAAGACUCCCAAGAAUCAAAGCACACUUUCGGUUCUCCACAUAAAGGCCAUGCUGAAAAUAAACUCGCCGAAGACAAUCACGAAGAGUGUCGGAUUUCUGAGGGCUGCUUUGCUGCCUUUGAUUCCAACCCUGACAGCGGCGAGCCUGAUGCUAGAGAUUUUGGCUCUAGUGGCUCGUGUGUCUCCGAAAAUGAUGAUAUCGACUAUGAUUCUGGUUACGAUUCCCCCAGGACCGGAUCAUGCACUUCGAGUCUUUUAGGAUCGUCUUCCGAUUCAGAGUCCGUCGAAUCACUAGCUGAAGAUCGCGAGUUUCCCCCCUAUCUUUCAAUGAUAAUCAAGGAAUUAGAAGAAACAGGUCAAUCCCCUCUCGAUGAAGUCUUAAAGGCUUCUGGAUAUACCCAUGGGCUUGAGGAAGAAUUGGACAAGUACUGGGGGUUUUUGGCUAUCCAAUAA
Molecule: messenger RNA, 1536 nt
Organism: Mitosporidium daphniae
Lineage: Eukaryota; Fungi; Microsporidia
Exons: 3
Coding region: 1-1536 (511 amino acids)
Biological process (GO): maturation of SSU-rRNA; protein phosphorylation
Cellular component (GO): cytosol; preribosome, small subunit precursor
Molecular function (GO): protein serine/threonine kinase activity; ATP binding
Source: RefSeq, a predicted model, not a curated record